AUGUCGAACUACCCUUCGACAGAACAUGAGGAGACUCCGCUCUUAAGGGAUCCUCCCAGGUUUCGCCAUGUGGACUACCAGGCUGCCACCGAAGAACCACGAGAUAGCGCGGGAGUGGGCUCGUCACAAUCCGUGAUUGAAGACGAGAUUCUCUUCCCUGUUCUCACUCAAGCUUCAUCCGCACCAAGCUUGGACAUCGAGCCUGGCCUAGAACGAAUUCUAUCUGCGAGUCUGAGAAGGAAAAGCCAUUCCUCUUACCAUUCGUUACCAUCGACAUCUCCAAAUGAGUCCACGUAUGGCAAUCGAUUCAUCGAUGUGUCACCGUCACAGUUUUGGGCCAUCUUCUCGGGCAUCAUGCUGGGCUAUAUCAUCGGGUUCUUCGAUUCCACCCUAAUGGCGUCGAGUCACCCUGUGAUUACCUCGUACUUUCAUGCGGCCAAUUCAGCCUCUUGGCUGUCGACUGGAUUUCUUCUGACCUCUACGGCACUCAUGCCCCUCUUUGGACGCACCUCAGAUGCUCUGGGGCGGAAACCGGUGUACCUAUUUUCCAUCUUCGUCUUCUUCGUGACUACGGCGUGGUGCGGUCUCGCACAAAGUAUCGGUAGCUUCAUCGCGGCUCGGGCUCUUUGCGGAAUGGGUGCUGGCGGAGUCAUGUCCAUGGGUCAAGUCAUCUCCAGCGAUCUUGUGCGCCUUGAGUAUCGAGGGAUCUACCAGUCAUACCUCAAUUUCUGCCUGGGCAUCGGAAGUUGCACCGGACUGGCCUUUGGUGGGUUUUUAUGUGACUCCAUUGGCUGGAGGAACGCCUUCCUCAUUCAAUUACCCUUCAUUUUUGUCUACUUUAUUCUCGCGGCGAUCACCGUCCCUGCAGAACUUGGCAUCAAGCUGGUCGGCUCUGAGCGCAUGACCCUGAGACAAGUGAUUCGGAACGUGGACCUGACCGGGUCUGCAUUUCUCGUCUUGGCCGUGACCGCCUUGAUCAUGGGCUUGAACUUGGGUGGUAAUGUUUUUCCCUGGAGCCACCCGGUGGUGAUUUGCUCCCUUCUCUCGGCCCUGGUCUUGACUAUCAUCCUUGUGCGAUACGAGCGCCAUGUCACAUUGGCAGUGCUCCCCGUGGAACUGCUGACGCAAGAUCCUCGAGCCAGCAUCAUCUUCGGAAACUUCUUCGGAGCAGUUUCGGUAAACACGAUGAUGUUCAACGCCCCUCUGUAUUUUCAAGUCGUUAAGCUUGCUAGUCCCACGGACUCUGGACUUCGUCUUGUAGCCGCGUCGGUUGCCGUGACGGUUUCCAGCGUGGGGACGGGCUUUUUGAUCACUCGGCUGAGGCGCAUGAAGCCAACCAUUAUUGUCGGGGGCAUUAGCAUGGUUAUUGGUGGUUGUGCCGCUGCUGUGAUGGGUGUCGACACGCCAGAUACGCUUGCCAUGAUUUGCGUAUCACUAUCCAGUCUUGGUCAAGGUUUUGCCUUUCCAAGCUUGAUGGUUUCAAUUCUAUCGACGAGCGCACAGGAUGAGCAGGCAGUCACAACCACCACCCUGGGAUUGGCGCGUAAUUUGGGUUCUGUCAUGGGCGUCUCGGUGAGCAGCUGGAUUCUCCAAAACACUUUGAACUGGCAGCUACAAUUCAAAGUGACCGGCCCCGAGAAGGCUCAUGUCAUCGGUCUUGUGCGCAAAUCCAUCCGUGCCAUUGCUGAGCUGGAUUCACUUCAUCAACAAGAAGUGAUCCAAGCAUAUGCUGCAGCCUUACGUUUCACUUUCUUUUCUGCGGCUGUUUGGGGUCUUGUCAUGUUGAUUUUACAUUCGCGACUUCAAUUGCCCAGACUUGGGGAUAGAAAAAAAUAG
Molecule: messenger RNA, 1836 nt
Organism: Penicillium oxalicum
Lineage: Eukaryota; Fungi; Ascomycota; Eurotiomycetes; Eurotiales; Aspergillaceae
Product: putative MFS multidrug transporter
Exons: 2
Coding region: 1-1836 (611 amino acids)
Biological process (GO): basic amino acid transport; transmembrane transport
Cellular component (GO): fungal-type vacuole membrane
Molecular function (GO): basic amino acid transmembrane transporter activity
Source: RefSeq, a predicted model, not a curated record